Hylaeus anthracinus is the source of this 3718-nucleotide messenger RNA. It is a transcript of the gene egg, whose product is annotated as histone-lysine N-methyltransferase eggless. The coding region runs from base 230 to 3598 and encodes 1122 amino acids. The transcript has 14 exons. Lineage: Eukaryota; Metazoa; Arthropoda; Insecta; Hymenoptera; Colletidae. The record is from RefSeq and is a predicted model, not a curated record. Gene Ontology annotation, cellular component: nucleus. Gene Ontology annotation, biological process: negative regulation of gene expression; heterochromatin organization. Gene Ontology annotation, molecular function: histone H3K9 methyltransferase activity; DNA binding; zinc ion binding.
AGUCGAUAACAGAUAAUAGAAAGGAAAGCAUCGAUUUAACCGGCUAACUGUACUGCUUUAAAUGUAAAUAAAAUUGACGAAACAAGCGUUAUUUACUAACUUUAGAAUUAUUCAAUUAUACGCUGUGUAAAUUAAUGAAAUCAAGCGCGUGAGAUUAUCGCAACAUAAAUAGAAUGUUGAAAUAUUUUUAUAUAGAUUAAAAUUAAAUCGAUUUCAAAAUACUGUCAAAAUGGAAGUUAUUGAACUUGUGUCUGAUGAAGAAAAAGCAGAAGAUAAUACAAAAGAGAAUAAAAAUCCUAAAGUUUAUAACAGUACUUGUAUAAAUUUUCAAUGUACCUCUGGAGCGGACAUGAGAUCGGCUCCUUCAUUUGCAUGUGCAUUUUAUGGAGUUAAUACAGAGAAGAAAAAAACACGUAUGAUAUGCAAAAGUUGUUUUACUGCUGCAUUGGAUCAUCAAAAGCAAUUAGUCUCAGCUUUAGUGGAUCACAAACCACUACUGAAAUGUGAAUUUCCGGAUCAUACAAUGGAAGUUGAAAUAUCUGAUAGCGAUGAUUCAGAUGAUGAAAAAAAGAAAGAUUUGAAUGAUGAGGAAAAGUAUAUACCCGAAGAUAUGCUUAUUAGUAUGGAGGAAAUGUUGAACAGUACAUUAAAAAAUAUUCUUACAAAGUAUGACGUUGAUUAUCAAAUUCAAGAAGCACACAAUGUAUUAAAAGAGCAAUUCAAUAAUAUAAAUGAGGAGAAUGAAGUUUUGGACAAAACAGUUAGAGACUUGAUGCAUACUAUGGACACAUUACGUAAUAGUUUAUAUGACGAAUUCAGGCCGCAAAUUCAAAUGCUUCAAGAACUACAAAUCGAUGAUGUAUCUUCGGAUAGCGGUUCCUAUCCAUUGGUGGCAACAAAAAAAGUUACACAAGUACGAGUCUCGCCUUCUGCAGUGCAGGAUAAUCAACCUGAGAUUCUGCCUAUCGAACAAGACAAUAAACAAGUCAUACAAUUAAACUUGCCUCCAACUGGUCCACUUGUAAGACCACAAAUCGACGUGGAUACCAUUGUAUAUAUAAUGAAGCACCCACUUAUGCCGUGGAUUAAGGGAAAGGUUCAAACUGUAGUUUCAAAGACUCCCUUGCACUGCCGUGUGAAGUUACUGCAAAAAAAGUACAAUGCGGUUAUUAAGUCUGUUUUCGGUAAGCAAACUGCAGCUGCUAUAAUUAGUUUAGUUAUAAUUCCAGUUGGUACACGAGUAGUUGCAGUCUUCCAAGAUGUUUCUUCCAGUAAUUUUUAUAGCGGAGUCAUAGCCGAACCGCCGAAAGCCACAAAUAAAUACAGGUAUUUGGUAUUCUUUGAUGAUGGGUACGCUCAAUACGUCGAGCAUGGACACAUUUAUUUAGUUGCUGAAUCUUCUCUCAAGGUUUGGGAAGACAUACCAAACGAAACUCGAGAUUUUGUGAAGAAAUACAUCGAGACAUAUCCCGAAAGACCGAUGGUAAAGCUCCAAACAGGCCAAGUGGUAAAAACAGAAUGGAACGGCAAGUGGUGGGUUGCCAGGGUAGUACAAGUUGACGCAAGUUUAGUGCAAAUGCAUUUCGACGCCGAUGGGAGGACAGAAUGGAUCUACAGGGGUUCCACUAGAUUAGGACCUCUGUAUCUCGAAUUCUUAAAGGCCAAUAUUAGGCAACAAGGACAUCACGCGGCUGUUAAUACACCAAGUCGACACCGACUUCCUGUUAUCUCUAAUAAGAGCAAUUUACCUUACGUGGAAUAUACAUCGAACGUAGAGAACGAAGAAGAAAGAGUUUCCCAGGCAGAGAAAGAUCUGACUCCCACGUUACCUGAAAGUGCGAGUAUACCUGCUUCGAUCGCACCGCAACAGACGCGCGCUGUCGCUAGAAAGAGUACUAGUAAAAAGCAAACUAUCGUGGAUGCAAAUACGUAUACUCCUACUACGGAAACAAAACCUUCGCACAGUAUAGUUUAUUAUCAGACACAAAAUAAAAUUCAGACAAAGAAAUUUGUUCCGCAUAAGUGUGGUCCUCAAUGCGUUCAGGGUAUAUCUUUUACACCUGACGAUUUAAGAGGAUAUUCGCCUCUUUCGAUACCGUUACUUUGUGGUUGGAAUCGUCAGCUAUGUAAAUAUCCUAAAGGAAAAAAAAUUACAGUAUAUCAAGCACCGUGUGGUGUCAGGCUACGAAAUAUGGAAGAAUUGCAUCAGUAUCUUCGUAAAACGGGUAGUCCAAUGUCGGUGGAUCUAUUUGAUUUUGAUUAUUGGGUACAUUGUUUAGCCGAGUUCGUUCUAGACAAGUGUUUUAUUAAUAUAAAGGAUCUUAGUUAUGGUGUGGAAAAUGUACCGAUACCGUGUGUCAAUGAAUUAGAUCACACUCAGCCAGAUACUAUAAGAUACAGUACUCAAAGAGAACCGACGGAAGGCGUUAACCUCAAUUUAGAUCCAAGCUUUUUGUGUAGUUGCGAUUGCGAAGAUGAUUGCGAAGAUAAAACAAAGUGUCAGUGUUGGCAAUUAACUAUACAAGGCGCUACUCUUGGAGGUAGAGUACCUAACACGUCUGUUGGUUACGUGUACAAACGUUUACCGGAACCAGUAACUACUGGAAUUUACGAAUGUAAUUCAGGAUGUAAAUGCGCUGUUAAAACUUGCCUUAAUAGAGUAGUGCAACAUCCAUUAACAUUAAAACUGCAAGUAUUCAAAACUGCUCCUCGAGGUUGGGGUAUACGGUGCCUAAACGAUAUUCCUCUUGGAUCUUUUAUUUGUAUAUAUGCUGGUAGAUUACUUACAGAACAGGGAGCCAACGAAGGUGGUAAAAAUUAUGGAGAUGAAUAUCUUGCCGAAUUGGAUUAUGUUGAAGUAGUGGAAGGAAUUAAAGAAGGUUAUGAAAGCGAUGUUCUCGAGCCAGAAAUGCCGAUAUCUACUCCCGAAGACAAAAAGAAAUCAAUUACGAGCGACGAUGAAGAUAACACGAAAACAAAUGGCAAUGAUUCGGAUGAAGAUUUCGAUAUCACUAAAUAUGCAAAUUUCAAUGUAGAUUCUACGGAACCUUCUUCGAUUAGAAAACGGCUUAGGAAACGAAAACGAGGCGAACCCAACAACCUUGACGGAUCUGAAGAAAACAGCGAAGAUGGUAAUAGUACUAAAAAUUCCGAAACACUCGCGAAAGCCCUUGUCAUCGAGAAUCGUUCGACCGAGCACGAUACGAUCACGAUAAGCGACGAAGAAGAAACCAGAAGUGGUCGACGUGAACCAAGCAGAUUCGAGCCAACAGUAGAGCCAGCACAAUUAGAAAGACCUACAUUUAAAUCGGUAAGAGACUUUUUCGGAGAGGAUGAGGCUGUUUAUAUAAUGGACGCUAAAACAACUGGAAAUAUUGGACGCUAUCUAAAUCAUUCCUGUGAUCCAAACGUAUUCGUGCAAAAUGUGUUUGUUGAUACGCACGAUGUUAGGUUUCCUUGGGUCGCAUUUUUUGCUUUAAAUUACAUUAGAGCGGGCCAAGAAUUGACAUGGAAUUACAGCUAUGAUGUUGGAAGUAUACCAGGGAAGGUUAUUAUUUGCAAGUGUGGCGCGUCUAACUGCAGAGGUCGACUUUUAUAAUCUUUACAUAGGAAUAAUAAAAUUAGGGUCUAUAAAUGUAGUUGUCUUUUUUUUAAAUAUACAUUCUACAGUAUUAAAUUAUACACGAUAUUAAAUAAAGUACAUUGUUUAUUAUUAGAA